AUGGACGAACACCUUUUUCCUGCCCUCGCAAACAAUAAAGCACUACAAGAUACCCUACCCCGAUGCAAUGGAUGCGAUGGUAUUAUUUUUGAUAGAUUUAUAUUGAAAUUAGGUCACGAUAAUGAUAGGCACACUUGUUGGCAUUCAGGGUGUUUAGUCUGCUGUGAGUGUCACACAACGCUGACUGUUAAGUGUUAUAUGCGAAACGGACAGCCCUAUUGCAAGGAUGACUUCUAUAAGCGAUUCGCAAAAACUAAAUGUGCAAAUUGUGAACUGGGAAUAGCGCCGACGGCAAUAGUGAGGAGAGCUCAGGACAAUGUCUAUCACAUGCAUUGUUUCAAUUGUAUUCUUUGUAAAAGAGCUUUAAAUACCGGCGAUGAGUUUUAUCUAAUGGAGGACAACAAAUUGGUUUGUAAGACGGAUUAUGAAUCGGCUAAACAAAGAGAGUCCUCAUCAAAGAGACCGCGAACCACCAUAACUGCCAAACAACUCGAGACACUUAAGAUAGCGUACAAUAACUCUCCAAAACCCGCCCGACAUGUGAGGGAACAGCUCAGUCAUGACACGGGUCUUGAUAUGAGAGUCGUUCAGGUAUGGUUUCAGAAUAGAAGGGCUAAAGAGAAAAGACUGAAAAAGGACGCACACGGAGGACAUGUAUCCAAAAGUCAUCACUUGAGCGCACACAGUGGUAGCAGUGCCGCUAAUAAUCGUUGGCACAGUGCUAACAGUAAUAGUCUAUCAGUAGAUGCGAUGCCACCGAGCAAUGCCUCAUCAGCACUACUGGCCAACGAAACGUCGACAUCCUGUUCCUCGUGGUUUGACGACACCAUCAUUGAUGAUGAAGAUGACAGUGAAGACGAGUCAGUUAUCACUCAACCAUAUUAA
Messenger RNA from Oppia nitens, 885 nucleotides. It is a transcript of the gene Lim3, whose product is annotated as LIM/homeobox protein Lhx3-like. Gene Ontology annotation, cellular component: nucleus. Gene Ontology annotation, molecular function: DNA-binding transcription factor activity, RNA polymerase II-specific; RNA polymerase II transcription regulatory region sequence-specific DNA binding. The record is from RefSeq and is a predicted model, not a curated record. Lineage: Eukaryota; Metazoa; Arthropoda; Arachnida; Sarcoptiformes; Oppiidae. The transcript has 7 exons. Gene Ontology annotation, biological process: neuron differentiation; regulation of transcription by RNA polymerase II. Bases 1 to 885 code for a protein of 294 amino acids.